Acanthaster planci (crown-of-thorns starfish) is the source of this 2980-nucleotide messenger RNA. RefSeq lists its product as uncharacterized. The record is from RefSeq and is a predicted model, not a curated record. NCBI's taxonomy places the organism in Eukaryota, Metazoa, Echinodermata, Asteroidea, Valvatida, Acanthasteridae.
UGUACAGUGCUGCAGCGGCAGACACGUGACGGUGAAUCAUUCUCGUCACGUCACAGAGCUUCCAUUUUGUCGAUUGGUUUGCGUGUGCGUGCUCAGUCGGCCAUUUUGCGUGUGGUUUGUUGUCCUUCCGCAUAAUAAUUACUUUGAAGCAAAGGUGCCAGACUGGUCCACACAAGUGCUCAAUUUUGACAGAAGAUCUGUCGCGAUGCAGCCCGGUCAAGUCGUCGCGUACCCGCCUCCCGCCCCAGCCGUACAGAUGCAGGUGCUAGCUCCUCCAGCCCCGCAACCCGGGCCGAGCAAGUACUCCUGCGGAGCCAAGUCGCUCGGGAUCCUCCAGAUCGUUCUCACAGGCGUCUCGGUAGCCGUGGGGAUUGUCAACAUCCUAUUUCAGUCCUAUCUCAGCUUCAUAGCCAGUCCCAUUUGGGGAGGGCUAGUGUUUUACCUCCCUGCUGGGAUCUUGGGAAUUGUUUCCGUGACAACAGCUGUGUCUAAGCGAAGAUGUCAGGCCACAGGAUGCAUGGUGAUGUCCAUACUGGCGGCUUGCAUCGCAGCGGGAAACAUCAUAUGUGCAGGCAUCUCACUUUCCGGCGACACCUACUGGGGAAGGGGCCUGACCGCUGUGACAAUGGCCAUGGACUCCAUACUAAUCGUCGUCAGCCUGGCGGAGCUGGUGAUUGCGAUAGUCGCCUCGGUCUACUGCUGCCUGCUCUUGAACGAGCUGCCGCCCUCGAACACCACCACGAUUGUAUACGCACCGUUGCCCACUCAACCCAACCAGUUCGCGGCACCCGCACCUCCGGCGUACUAUCCCGCCCAAAAUGCGCCCAACCCAUUGAUUGGAACCCAGCCUUCGUUUGCACCUGUGCCCAGUACCGCCCAACAGCCUGCCGACCUGAAGUAGAUAGCGGUAGAAAGGGUUUGUAUCAUAGGGUUCUUCUUCUUACUAACGUGAGCUUGAGAUUUUGGAAACAAAAUGGCUGUUCAGUAAGUGUGAAGUAUGGGCGCAGCUACCGUAUACCGACUGUCCGUGGGCACACUUGCGCGUAUAUCUGCCAGUUUGUUUCCAAGAGUGGGUUACACUUGUCGCAACUCGCUCUAUGUAGAAAAUUUUCAGUCACAUGAUUUUUGACGGUCAGCGUUCAAUUGACACAUAUUUGCGCGGAAAUGCGCAUGCUUUCGAUGUCUCCCAACAUUCUAGUGUACUUGGAACUGCCAACAGAGAUGCAUAGAUUUGAAAAUGCAAGCGCAUCCACGGACAUGGUACACUUCCUGAAAUGCCCUUUGCCCGUCAUGUUACGUCACGUGAGAAACCUCUAUACACGGCUCUGCUUAUUAUUAAGAAGCACGUCCGCCAGCAUUGAAGUCUGCACCAAAUUCUCUUCUCCUGCAUCAUGCGUUGUUGUGUGAAGUUUGAACUGCUUGAAAGUAACGUGCAUGACUUAGUUUUGAAGAAACAAUAACCACUAAACUUGAAGCUUGGAGUCGACGGUAUACAUGUAAAGUUUAAGGGGCAGGAUUUUAACAGCAGUGUCAAUGUCGUGUGACACCUGGUGUCUUUCUGGUGUUAAGGAUAGAUAUGAUGUCGAAUUGAGGGAUUGACUUAAAGAGAAGGAUUGACUUUUACACUUUUCAAUGCAUUUUUUUUGCAUAAUUUUGCAUAAUAAUGUAUAAUUUUUUGAACUCGGACGAGCUACUUUCCUGAAUUUUAUGUCCUGUAAAUGCACAGUUUUAUACCGUGAAAACGGUAUUGAGCCACGACGUAGGAGUUCGUCAGUGUAACAAAUCUGUUUUAGAGCAUUCAUUUUUCACUUCGUGAAUCACGGUUGACCUAAUACUGUCGCAUGUUACACGAUCAAAGUUUAGAUGGUCAAAUUGAAUAUCAGAUGGCGUAAACGAUUAUUCUUCGUUAUUGAGAAAUGUUCUAUAGCAGUAAAAUUAAUGUGAAUUUUAGUUUAGUAUAUUCUACACACUAUUUUCUUCUGAGAUUUAAAUUUCGCCGAGAGAUUGUUCACUGGUAAUGAAUUCGCUUAAAGACAGAGGUACAUUAUAUCCUCUGAUCUUUUUUUUAAACCCCGAAAUUAGAGAAUCACUGUGGCAUUCAUUUUUAUCAAAGAUUCUUAUUGAACUGCAUCUAUCAAAGAGGAAUUUUUCAUAACAGCUUCCUUUACAUUUUAAGGCUCAACACAAGCCCCUUUCUUGCGGGGCAGUUUUUGAAGUUGAAGUCUUGCAAUAUAGAUGCAUGUGCGUUAUCGUUCCAGACGCAGAUUGCUAGAGAAUUGGAAGAACUGUUUGAUUGUUAAAUGAACAUUAACCGAAGAGGAUAUUGUCGCUUGAAUUGUGUAGGAAGAAAUCGCAGUUACCGGAGCGUAUUCAGUUAUGUUGGACGCAGAAUUACAUAAAAAGGGGAUUUACACAGAGGUGCCCAGCUUUUGGUGUCGAGGGAGAGGGAAUUCAAAAGCGAAUGCGGCUUUAGGCUUAUUUAACAUGAUGUUGAGGGAAAGAAAUAUCAAAAGCCUUGCUCACAGUCUCGACACCCCCGUUUUACUUCGUGGUGUUGUUUUCUUACGGUUUUGGCGACAAUAUUUGAUAAAUUAAAUAUUUUUUUUUUAAAAUUUGACAAAAAAAAACACGUGGGGGGGGGAUACGCCACUGUAUCUACAACACCCCUGCAUGUACAUGUAUAGAACAAAACAAAAGAAGAUUUAGUUGAAUACGAAUGUCUUCCCCCAGCUUUGCUCGUUUCUGUCAUCUCUUGGAGAGGGUUAUUGGUCAAGUCAUGCGGUGAUGUUUUUCACAUCGAGUCUGACAAAUCAUGGAGCUGCAGGUGCAGCCUUGACAAUCAACGCCGCAUGUAAAAUACGCAGGUGCGGAUCUGGGGAGGGUCGAUCCCUCCGCUCUGAUAGCUAUCAGUUAACAAUAAUAAUACUUAAUUUGUCAAAUGCAAUAGUAAUUAAAAGAUGACAUCUUUUUACAUGUUAAA